Molecule: messenger RNA, 2773 nt
Organism: Seminavis robusta
Lineage: Eukaryota; Bacillariophyta; Bacillariophyceae; Naviculales; Naviculaceae
Source: the annotation of a GenBank genome assembly
AAGCUUUGCUGCAAGAAUUUUGCCAGCUUUGCCAGCUUUCCUUUCGCUGGAUCUUUGAAGAGGCGGCAAAGGACCCCACCAAAGCUGAAGAAGACAUUCAGGUGUAGUACAUGUAGUUGAAAACAAGAUGAACCUUUCAUUUGAGGUGGAUCAAUCGUCGGGAGUAGUCCAUGCAGGAGAUUUUCUGUCGGGAAGACUGUUAGUGAAUGCGGACAAAUCGGUGAGUGCUACCUGUCUGGCAGUCUAUUUUCGGGGCAAAGAGGAAACGACCGUGGUCUACCACAAGACGGAACGUCGUGGAGAUAAGUCUCACAGAGUUCGAAAGACAGCCCAUGGGAAGACGCAAAUCACGCGACAGAAUAUCGAGGUACCCAAUGAGUCUCAGUCUUCCAUCAUUCAAAAUGGCAAAGUAAUGCCUGGAUCCUAUCAAGUGCCCUUUCGCAUCCAAGUGCCCACAGGGAUCCCGUCCUCUAUGACAAAUCGACAAGGAAACGGCACUGCUGCCAUCACGUACGCCUUGAAAGCAGUUCUCAAGGGAUCUGGAAUCUUUCAAGACUAUCAACAGCGUCAUCCCAUACAAGUUGUGGCGGCACCAGAAUUGGCCCACACAGUGCCCUACAUAGUCCAACCCAUCACCAACAUCAUUACCUCCUGUUGUUGCUUCAGCCACGGAGCAAUGACCUGUGGAGCCAAGGUACAAGACACUCAGUUAUUCAGAGGACAAAAUGCCCAAGUCAAAGUGGCGAGUGUCAAUGACAGUUCGGCCAAUAUAGAUCACAUUGAACUCGCCUUGAUGCAGCACAUUUGGUGCCAAGCGGGGUCGCAUUCCGAUACUUCCAGAACAAAACUCUGUAUUCACGUGGUUCCCACAGACGAGUCUCACAAUAAACUCGACAAGCAAGCUCUCAAACAAAAAAUGCAAGAUGCAAAUCGAGAACACAACAACAAUCUAGUCAUAUUGCAAUCGCUCAAUAAUGAUGACGCGUGGCUGACUCUCCCGCCAGUUCCGGAAACCGCCUUUAAUACCUAUCAAGGCUCACUUAUCAGAAUCACUCAUAAAUUGCGGAUCAAACUGGGGACCACAUCCAACCACACCAAUCCGGAACUUUUCGUACCCGUCAAGAUUGCCACGGGGGUAACACCAUCCGGAUCCGCACCGCAAACCAACCCAGAACUCCACAUUAUUCCCGUGGCACCCGCUUUACCCAUUCCCAACAACAAUCAUUCUGAUCCACCCAUGAAUCCCAACUAUUACCAGAAUCCAUCCAAUGAUGAUGAUAUUGAUAUUGACAUUCCAACUGUCCAUGUUGUUGCUCCUCCCGACACCAAUCCGGACUACAACAAUCAACUCCCCACCAUGGAUUAUCCGGGAUCACCACCAUCCAUUGACCAACUCGUGGAACUCAUGACCAACUCGGUCGAUGAUUUGGCCAUUGUACAGUUGCGAGUCACCAAUGCCGCAUGGGACCCCGUCUUUGCCAACUUGUCACCCACCGAUUUUGGACGCAUUCUGCAAAUGGUGCAUUUGGAUGUCAAUGAAAUUCCCGUGGCCAGGACUGUGGCGGCGCAUGUCACCAGCAACAACAACAACUUUACCUGCCAACAUGUCGCGGCAGCAUUGCCCUUUUGUUCCGAAUACAGUAAAUCCACCAUGGUGGAACAGUUGAUACCCUUUUGUGUCGAUCUCCCGCAAAAUCAUUCCCAAAUCACACGGCAACUCUCGGAUUGGGACAAGAUGGCUACGGAUGCCGCUAUUCAGAAUGCCAUCAACGGAAGGUAGUACCGGUAGCUGGUUAGCGUGCAUCCAUCUAGUAUUAAUUGUAUCCAUCAUCGUUGGAGCGCCCCUGGUAGAGCCCGGGUGGAUGCUUCAUCGUUUGGUUUGCCGGGAGUUGGAUGUCCACUUGCUCGAGAUGGAAUUGUGAAUGCGGCAUCAGCACGAAACCGGGUGCACCAACUCAGUUCCUUGUGAAGACCAUCAGCGCAAUCGCAUGUAAAGGGCAAAAUGGGCCCUCGUCUGUCAUUUUGUGCGGCCGUGGCCGGUGGAUUUUGGUUGUUGGCUCCUUCGUGAUAAAAAUUUGGAAAGCGUGUGCAAGUUUGUGCAGUCUAGUCAAGAGGCUAUUCCUCGUGCCAAAUGAAAACCAUAUGACGACGGCCGAAAACAGUGUGACCCACGGGUGCACCGUGGGGACGGGAUGACACCUGAGUAGAGACCGCCAUUGUGCUGGCACGAGGCACAGUGAAACCAGGAUGGCCAAAAUGAUUGGGAGGGGCAAAAUGAAUCUUCAGCUGCACGAUCAGGGGCAGAAGCAUGAUAACUCUUUUCAUUUGCCUUUGCCUUUGCUGGUUGCUUUUUGCGAUCUCGGCAUCUUUGUCCAGCUUCAGGGGUAGAAGAGGUAGAUGAGUAUGAAAUCAUUUUCCAGAAGCAACGAACCGAUUACGUGUAGAUAAAGUGCGGUGAUGGUCGCGUACCGUACCACUUUUAAUCAGUCUUGAAUCAAUGACACAUAAAUGAAGUGCUCACACAGGGCCUUAAAAACAGCCUGACAAAGAACAGUGUCCAAUACUUUUACAUUCGUAUCUUUGGCUACACCGAAAUCCUCCUCAAGGUUCCAAGGUUGUGGCGGAGCGCUUGGGACUUUGGAAGACGGUGGUGAGGACAUGGAUGUACCGGUACGGCAAACCGCUUCACACAUACAUGUUGUAACUCGUCCGUUGCUCCAGGCGACGAUCAUCUUGGCAGCCAGCCACUUGUCUCUGCCCACUAAUCUACUAA